Molecule: messenger RNA, 408 nt
Organism: Trypanosoma rangeli
Lineage: Eukaryota; Euglenozoa; Kinetoplastea; Trypanosomatida; Trypanosomatidae
Exons: 1
Coding region: 1-408 (135 amino acids)
Source: RefSeq, a predicted model, not a curated record
AUGCGGUGUUCGCUGCUGGAAACGAGGGGGGAAAUAAAAACGCGUUACAAAAGCGUUUCUUCAUUUCAAGGCUAUUCCCUCGUUGAGGCGGAUGGUAUGAUGGUUGCGCUUGCUCUGGCUGCCUACAACGACUGCGGCGCGGUGUAUGCUGACAUUUGGGCAAAGUUGCAGCCAUACAGAGACGGCAAUAAGUUUGUACAAGACGCUACUCGGGAAGAAAGGCGGGAAACGUUGCGUGUGACCAAACUUUUUGAAGAAGAGGGCCGCGAUAGCCGAGUGCUCAGCCCCAAGGCUGUGGUGAAGGAAAACAAAAAUAUUUCUUAUUGCGUCAAGCAGCACCUUGACCGACACCACCUCGAACUCUUUGCUGCGUGGGUUCCACAGGCAUUUUGGGUUGGUUGGUGGUGA